CGUCACCCCAGCGUAGGCGUCCCCGGGCGCGCGAAAUUUCCAAACCGGCGGCGCGGCGCGAGACCAGCAGCCACGGGGGCUGAGGCUAAGAAGAAACAGACAUGAUCCCUUCUGAAACCAAGAAGGACCUGAUCCUCACUGAGCAGUCUGUGGAGGAUGAGAAGCUGGAGGGGCCGGAGGAGGUGGCAGCAGCAGAGGAGGAGAGACGAAAUGUGACAGAGGAGCGAGGAGAGGAGGAGGAUUAGCCUGGGAAGGAGGUCCAGGCCCGAGACUGGCCAAGAGCAUGGAGCAUCACCAGGAGUUCAUCAUGUGUUAGAAGCUGUGUGAUAUAUAGAUCUAUAAGUUAGUGAAACAUGCAAGCACAUGCGUGGUCUGUGUCUGACUCAGCUCAUCCAGCAGUGGGAACUACUCACCAUGUUCUUCUGGACUGAAGCAGCAAAAUUGGAAGUUCAUUCUUGGGGCACCGGGUGCAAAGCUAUGACUAUCAGUCUACAUUGUCUUCCUUUGCAGCAACAUAAAAAACAACACACAUGCUGAUAAGUCUUGUGUUGAGGUGAUAGGCCACAAAACCAGACCAAAAGUGACAACCUAGUGAAAGUCAAGAUGGGCCACGCAGAGCUGAAAUCAGUUUUAUUAGCAACAAUCAAAAAUUGAACCUGGAGUAGCAGCGACGCAUAGCCAGUUAUCAAAGUCGAAACGGCAUUGCAGCAAAACAAAGAUUAUCUAAAAAGCAUCGCGACUGCAAGCAUACAGAUUAGGUUGCUGACGCCAAACAUGACAAAGCAACUAAAUUGACAUCGGAUGCCAUCGCUGUGCCAAAAACAAGCUGCAGAACUGGGCGUUGAAAGUCGUGAUCGUAUAAGACCUGCUGAUUUCUUCACAAGUGAAACCUUACUGCCUGUUCUUAGACUAUACAAUCACAAUUUUUGACAAACUGAGCACUGCAAAAAGAGGAGUCUCUGAUUCUCACGCUCAGAUGUCAGUUAUUCAGUGUUCUGAAAGAACUUCCUGUCAUAUUCGUCAAGUCCUCAGUGACGAUAGAAGCAAAGUGCCUGACAACAGUACAAUUUCACUUCUAAUGAGAAAGAUGACAAUGAGAUGAUAUGACUGGAUCCAAGGCACAUAACUAUCAGACACAACUCAGUGGAAGCAAUCAUCCAUCAUCUGUGUUUCAGAGAACACAGCAAGGCUGACCGAUAGAGACUUGAAGCUGUUCUUCUAUUCACUUUGUUGGUACUACUAGAGGCAUGCACAUAGGUAGUAAGGAAACUGCCACUGCUUGAUUCUGUACAACUACAUGCAGAAAUGCUGAAAUUGCACUGAGGAUGAUGGCUACAUAUUAUGAUUUUGGGUUUUUCAUGCAGUGAUUUCUGUAUCUGCUGAAGGAUCAUUCACAGCAAGCCACACUACAGAAGCCCGGUUUUCUUGGUACCAGAUCGAUGACAUGUCAUCUGUUCUGGUGUGCACCAGUUGUGAUGAACAACGGCAUACCAUGUCACAGAUAAUGGAAGUCUAUGGCAAAACAGCAUACAAUGCUCUGGCUCAGGGGGAGGGGAUGGCCCAAGAUAAUGCUGUCCCUAAAUUGAGCUUUCAGUAUUGGCUGGAUAAGGCUGUUGAGUGGGGUCAAACCACCACUUUGGAAUCCCAGCAAGAUGUCUGCCUUCACUUGCCUAAAUUACAGGAGUUUCUACAGCAGAUUUAUGAAUCCUUGAAACAUAUGAAUUCCACUACUGCAAUUCAGAGGUUCCCUUUAAUUGGUCAAUUACUAGGAAGACUUUGUUGGAAUCCCUUUGUUGUAGGAUAUGAUGAGAGCCAGAAAACUCUAAUGUGGUGCUUAUGUUGUCUGUACAGCAAUGAACCACAGAACCCUGUGGAAUUGAAGGCUAACAGCUGGAUACUGAGUUUGCUGUGCCAUCUCCUUUCUUCUUCUUCUGAAUGGGGAGCUAACGAAGUUGGUACUGGUACCUUUAUUUCUGCUCUUGGCUACACGUCUGCAGAUUACUAUUCUAAACUGGUUAAAAAUAUAGUCUUAUCAUUAGUGACAGAACUCAAAGGAAAUCAGUUCAAUGGACUUAACGUUCAAGGGAGAGUUUCAGAUAAUCAUGUAAAUGUAGUGUCCCUUUUCUGCGUCCCUCUUAUCACUUUGCCUGAUGUAACUCCUCUACUGGAAGCGCUCCUUACCUAUCAUGGAGGUGGAUCGCAAGAAGUUCUCAGCUCAGAGUUUUUAGAAGCUGUGAAUGAGACAUUUUUAAAGAAGAAGAUUGCCCUCUCUGAAUCAGCUAUCCUAAGCUUGUGGCUUCGUCAUCUGCCUAGCCUUGAAAAAGCAACACUGCAUCUUUUUGGAAGGUUGAUUUCCACUCAAACAAGUUCACUGGAAGAGGUAGCAUGUAUCAUAAGAGAGUCAUUACUGCCACAAGCAGCAUGCCACCCUCCCAUCUUCAGAAUUGUUGAUGAAAUUUUCAAGAAUGCACUACUGGAAACCGGUGGAUCGCCAGAAGUAAUGACCAUAAUACAGGUGUUUACACAGUGUUUUGUUCAAGCUCACCAGAAGGAUAACAAGCAGCAUAAAUUUCCUCUGAAGGCCUACUUUCCUCAUCAUCAUCAGCAUCUUGUAAUAGCCUUACUCAAACAUCCUUUUGAUUUGCCAGCUACGCUUUGGUCUCAACACCUGAAAUACAUUACUGACAUGCUUAAAGCAAUAAUAGAAGAUAAAAGCAUUAGAUCUUACACUGACCUCUUUGAGAGCUGGUUUUUGUUUGUUCAUUUUGGAGAAUGGGCUGAUAUCGCUGUAGAGCAGUUGCUGAAGUCUGAAGAUGAAUCCGCAGAUACUUUUCUGUGGCUGCUGGCAUUUUACUACAAUCCACACAGUGAUAAAGAGCAGAGGACUCAAAUUCUGGUAGAAGCUCGAGCAGUGUAUGAUCGUCUGAUGAUGCUCUUCAGCUGUACAACCCUCUCCAUCACAGAUCUGCAGGCUGCAGCUAGCACUAAAACAGAUAAAAGGCAACCUUGCACCAAACACCUUGUCAGGCAUCUUCUGAUUAGUUUUUUGCUCUUUUCUUCUGGUGGACACAAGAUUGCCCAAGAGUUUAUUUCACAUGUGAUACUGGCAAGCAAUACAACCAAUGAAGUUUUUGGCCUUCUUAUACGUACUGCCUACAGGUUUAACCAACUUGGAUUAAAAAACCAAAGGGCUGUGAAGCUGGUGAAUGAACUUCUUCAAGAACUAAGAUUUACGGAUUAGUUUUGUAUUGUUGUCCAGAUCAACCCAGAGACUAGACCAGCUGAUCAGAUUUUUUCUACGGUAAAGUGUGAAAGGGAAGUCAGUUUUUUUUAUUUAUAUUCCCCCUUCCCCAUGUAUGAAAAUAGAAAAUGUUUGGAAAUGUCAUUCUGUUAGAAUACAGCAGUAAUCUUUAAAGAUGGUUGAAAAUGUUGUUCAUAAUGUUUUAUUUUACAAGGGACUUGUGUCAUCUAAACGCUGUUUAUUCACAGCCUCGUUGCUGACAUUAUGUCCUAGUUGUGGUCUAGAUUUUCUGUAAAUUCUUAGUCCAGGAAGUGCAGCUGUUAGGGGUGGAAACAAAAGCUAUAAUAAUAGGAAGAGGCCUUUCCUUCUGUAAAAUAAUUACUGAUAAUUCAAAACUACUGUUUGAAUGUUACGAGAGAGAUAAAGUUCAGAAAAAUUA
Messenger RNA from Chrysemys picta bellii (western painted turtle), 3680 nucleotides. It is a transcript of the gene FANCC, whose product is annotated as FA complementation group C. Gene Ontology annotation, cellular component: Fanconi anaemia nuclear complex. NCBI's taxonomy places the organism in Eukaryota, Metazoa, Chordata, Testudines, Emydidae. The record is from RefSeq and is a predicted model, not a curated record. Gene Ontology annotation, biological process: cellular response to oxidative stress; interstrand cross-link repair; nucleotide-excision repair.